UGCCGCUGUUUGUCAACACGCUUCUUCCAGUACUCCAGCCUGGCUGGCUGUUACAGGACUGGUAGUUUUGCGACGGUCCCUGGCGGCAGACAUCAGGACUCGCUCAGCCCAGGGGAGGGUUGGAGCUGAGAUGGACAGGGAGGGAGACACCGGCUUACGACGUCAAAGGAGUCCACACACACACACUCACACUCAGAUAUACACAAGGAGAGGGAGAGGACAAGCCAGCAGACUGACAAUUCCCCACGGUCUCCUGAAGGAAGCCAAAAAUUCCAGUUAGUCUCAGCGCUCUUUCCUACAAGCCAAUCAGAAAACUGUUUGUUAGUAUUUAUUUUUUAUAAUUACCAUCAUCAGGUUGUUAGAUUUUAUUUGUACAGGGAAGAGAAGCGGCAGGAAAAAAAGGAGAAGCAGAACCAGGGGAAAAACACGCUCAUGCCGAAUAAAGGACCGUGUGUGGACGCACUUGUAACCGGAUUAAAAGACCAAUGAACUGAAUGAUAGAGAGUGAAUAAGUGAAGAAGAAGAGGAGGAGAGAGAAGAAAGGCGUCCACUGCUUCUGAGCGAUUCUCUGCCAUCAACAGCACCACAGACUUCUCAAUGAAGGAGCCUGACGCAAUCAAGCUCUUCAUCGGGCAGAUCCCCCGAAACCUGGAGGAGAAGGACCUGAAGCCCAUCUUUGAGCAGUUUGGAAAGAUCUACGAGCUGACGGUGAUAAAGGACAAAUAUACAGGGAUGCACAAAGGAUGUGCCUUCCUCACAUACUGUGCACGUGAGUCCGCCCUCAAAGCCCAGAAUGCACUGCAUGAGCAAAAGACACUACCAGGGAUGAACCGUCCCAUCCAGGUGAAGCCGGCCGACAGUGAGAGCAGAGGGGACAGGAAGCUGUUUGUGGGCAUGCUGGGAAAACAGCAGACGGACACCGACGUCAGAAAGAUGUUCGAGCCUUUUGGCAGCAUAGAGGAGUGUACGGUGCUGCGCGGCCCUGACGGUACCAGCAAAGGGUGUGCAUUUGUAAAGUUCCAGAGCAACGCAGAGGCCCAGGCUGCCAUCAACUCUCUGCAUGGGAGUCGUACUUUACCUGGCGCCUCGUCCAGCCUGGUGGUUAAGUUUGCAGAUACGGAGAAGGAGCGGGGACUCAGACGGAUGCAGCAGGUGGCCUCUCAGCUGGGCGUCAUCAGUCCCAUGACCCUGCACCUCGGAGCAUACAAUGCCUACACACAGGCUUUGAUGCAGCAGCAGGCCCUGGUGGCACAGUCGGCCUACCUCUCUCCUGUUGCCACGGUGGCGGCGGUUCAGAUGCAGCAGCUCGCCGCCCUCAACCCCAGCAGCAUCAUUGCCACGCCGAUAGCAUCCAUCACCCCCUCCUCAGGUACCAGCACUCCACCCUCCAUCGCCGCCACACCUGUUCCUGCUCUGCCUCCACCCAUCGCAGUGAACAGCUACCCCUCAGUGCCAGCUCCGCCCAACGGCCAAUCAGCAACUGAGACUCUCUACACCAACGGAGUUCAUGCUUACCAAGCUCAGAGUCCUGUCCUGGAUCCGCUACAACAGGCCUACACGGGCAUGCAGCACUACACAGCCGCCUAUCCUGCCGCCUACAGCCUGGUGGGACAGCCUUUCCCCCACCAGCCCACGCUGGUGGCUCAGCAGCCGCAGCAGCCGCAGCAGCUGCAGCAACGGGAAGGCCCUGAGGGCUGUAACAUCUUCAUCUACCACCUGCCACAGGAGUUCACUGACUCUGAGAUCCUGCAGAUGUUCCUGCCCUUUGGAAAUGUCAUCUCGGCAAAAGUGUUUGUUGACCGUGCCACAAACCAGAGCAAAUGCUUCGGUUUUGUAAGCUUCGACAACCCGUCCAGUGCCCAGACUGCCAUCCAAGCCAUGAAUGGCUUCCAGAUCGGCAUGAAGAGACUGAAGGUGCAGCUGAAAAGGCCCAAGGAUGCUAACAGGCCUUACUGAAUGAGGAAAAACCUAAGAGUUCAAUCAAGGAAACCACUUGGGAUGUCCCAGCCUUUGUUGGUUGUUUGACCAACCGUAUAGCACAGGAGCAACACAAAAAGCAGUGUCAUGUGUAUGCGCUUUCAGAAAACAACACAACAGCAGUAAUAAUAUUAACAAUAUUAUCAGCUACAACCUACAAAAUCCAGAACCCACAGUAUCAGAAGUGCUCCAGGGUUCCUACUGUAUCAUUCCACAGCUGGAUUCAUUUAUAUUACUAUGUACAUACUCUAUUGUCGGCAACGAGAUCUUACAUGUUAAGAAAAAGCAUAUCACUGAUGUUAUUCUACUGAACAGGGUUCUAAUGUAUAGUGUGAUUUGUGGUCUAUGGUGUCAACAGAAGGCCAGUCUGCAGUCAGAGGCAAAAGAAAAUACUAUUCUGUAUGAUUAACAUUGGUAAUAUUGUUAUGUAGAGUUAGUUUUAUUAUUUAUACGUAAUUUAAAAGAGAGGGGAAAAAACCCGGGGUUAUUAAAGUGGAAGAGAAAUAGAUGUCCUCUCGCUGUACAUACCUUGGUUUAAAAAUGGAGGUACAAGGACUUCAACUGUCUCAAGUCAAGGUUCUCUGCUGCCACUACUUUUCAAGUCAACAAAGCGGAAGGAAGGGCUGAGAAUUUUUCUAUCUUGAUUUUUUACGUUUAAUUUAUUCAGUAAUCAAUCCAACGAUGGGGAGAAGUUGUGAAAAUUUUCUUUUUUUUUAUUUAAGAUGGGGGUUUAAAAAAAAAAGAAUUAAUUCAGUCUACAGGACAAUGAAGACACUUAUAGAGUUUUUAAUUACAUAAAUGUACCUAUGGAAGUUAAAAAAACAAACAAACAAGCAUAAUGUUUCUUUA
This is a messenger RNA of Cynoglossus semilaevis (tongue sole), 2826 nucleotides long. RefSeq names its product cugbp, Elav-like family member 3a (gene celf3a). The record is from RefSeq and is a predicted model, not a curated record. The coding region runs from base 598 to 1956 and encodes 452 amino acids. The transcript is spliced from 14 exons. Lineage: Eukaryota; Metazoa; Chordata; Actinopteri; Pleuronectiformes; Cynoglossidae. Gene Ontology annotation, molecular function: RNA binding.